AUGGUCGUGGCCAACUUCUCCACUUUUCUGGGAGCUCAGAACGGUCCAAAGUCGCUGUCCAUCAAGCUUCGCGGUUGGGGGAGCAAGAUCAGGGCGUUAUGUCUGCUCGUCGCCAUCGUUUGGUUGACGCGCGUGGUGCUAUACUUUGAGCCGACGCUCUCGCCUAUGUUUGGCAUGCGCGUCCGAGCGCUCGAUGCGGCCGCGCACGACAUCUGGACCGACUAUAUCGCCACACAUCCCGUCGAGAUCGACGACAGGUACGGUCUGCGCGAGAUGGGUUUUCGCGCUCAUGCCUACGCCGAAUUCGCGAGGACCGGUCAGAUCGGAAGACUCGAGCGCAUCGAGGAACACCUCUGGUCUUAUGCGCCAGCAGUCGCAGAGAUCCGUCGCACCGCGCUGCGAAUCCGUCCGAAGGCAGCUGAACCUGUCGAGGAUCUGGUACAGGCUAGAGUCAGCGCACAGCUCAAGAAGUCAGGUAGACUAUCUGCAAACCAGACGGCGGCUCUGCUCACAGCCGCCGAACUCGAGGAGGCGGCUCAGGGUGGAAAGUCGAGAGGCAUCGUGAUGGUCGUAUCACGCUACACUGCAUUGGCUGCGCUGCAGACCAUCACGGUGCUUCGUCAGCUGCAUGGCUGCCUCCUUCCGAUCGAAAUCUACUACCACACCGAGGACGAGCUGCCCAAUGGCCUGGUGGACAUGUUCAAGACACUCGGCCGCGUGUCGGCGUUCAACAUCGACACGCUGCCCUACUUCAACAGCGAUCUCGAAGACGAUGCCGGCCGCUACCCUGGCCUCAAGGUGACGUGGGAGCGCCAGUCGCUAGCUCUGCUGGCAUCGUCGUUCCAGGAGAUCCUCAUUGUGGAUCCCGAGGUGGUCUUCCUGCAGAACCCAUCCCUGCUGUUCUCGCAUCCUACCUUCGCAAGUACCGGAACGCUCUUCUUCCGGGCCAAAGCGAAGCCGGUGGAUCGCGCAUCGCAGUACCUCGUCUCGUUCCUCAAGCGUCAGAUCGACCAAGGCUCGCCAUCGCAGCAGCUUGCGGAGAGUGCAUUCUUCUCGCACGGCAUCGGUGCGCGCAUGGACAUGGACGUGGUGGUGCUCGACAAGUCGAGACCCGGAGUGCUGUCGGCGCUGCUGAUGAACGCAUGGAUGCGCAGGAAGAUGGCGCGCGCACUCUUCUGGGGCUCGUACGUCGACAUGAUGCGCGAGGCGCUUUGGCUGGCGUUUGAACUCUCGGACAUUGAAUACGCCUUCGAAAACACCUGGCCGGGAGCGAUCGGACGCUUCGAUGGAGAAUGGGACGACCACUCGCCGCAGCUUUGCUCGCCGAGGACGCUCCAGUUCCUCUCGCCCCAGGCGGCCCAUCAAAAGCUCUCGCGCAAGUACUUUUCACUUUUCCAGUCGCACGACUCGAGGUCGAGGAAGAGUGUCGCUUCCAAGCACAAGGACAACGCGGCGGGCGAGAAGCCGUUCUGGUUCCACGGCGGCUUCCUUGUCCCCCGACAGACGGGCGAGAUCUACUACAGCCCCAACGUCUACGCGCGAAACGCACCGCCGUAUACCACUGUGGACGAGGACAACAGCGACUCCGACAGCUGCCUAUACGGCGCCACUCUCAACAGGCUCAAAGGCACCAUCGUACCCUCGACGCUGCAGAAGGCCAUCGAGAUCGCCCACGAGGCGUUCAUCACCUACCGCCCCACGCUCAUGCACUAUGCGCCCCUUCCGGCGCCCAUCAAGUCGAAGCCAUAA
Molecule: messenger RNA, 1749 nt
Organism: Moesziomyces aphidis
Lineage: Eukaryota; Fungi; Basidiomycota; Ustilaginomycetes; Ustilaginales; Ustilaginaceae
Source: the annotation of a GenBank genome assembly